Messenger RNA from Scleropages formosus (Asian bonytongue), 6010 nucleotides. RefSeq names its product brain-specific angiogenesis inhibitor 1-associated protein 2. The record is from RefSeq and is a predicted model, not a curated record. Gene Ontology annotation, molecular function: cytoskeletal adaptor activity; protein binding. Bases 591 to 2507 code for a protein of 638 amino acids. The transcript is spliced from 15 exons. Gene Ontology annotation, cellular component: nucleoplasm; cytosol. NCBI's taxonomy places the organism in Eukaryota, Metazoa, Chordata, Actinopteri, Osteoglossiformes, Osteoglossidae. Gene Ontology annotation, biological process: positive regulation of actin filament polymerization; actin filament bundle assembly; actin crosslink formation.
CCUGGGAAAGUUCGCCUCAUUAUUCUGUGUUUAGUGCCAUUGAGGCCCGAAGCCGUCCGCUCAUUGUUAUUCUGGCCAAGCGAGGGAAGGAGCGAUAGCGAUGGAGAGAGAGAGAGAGAGAGAAGGCAUUGUCAGCGCCGGGCGGAGAGAAAGGCUGAGGGUGACACAGAAUGGACGAGCGGGCUUCCAGCGCCUGCACUGCACCAGCACACCAGAGUGCGCGGAAAUAGCGAAGAAAAGUUCUCCGGGAUUACUGAAAGAGCCAGAGAAAGUUAGAGAAAGGACUGGAAAUGUGGUCACUGGGAGGAGAGGCGUGGAGUGCUACAAAAAACGGCCCUUAGCUUAGCCGUCUGAGAGAAGAAAGAGGAGGAGUGGUUCGCAGGGGGGAAGGCAGAGAUUUAGUGCAGCGGCCGUUUAAGGCUCCCCUCCCCAUGGAGCGCGCGGGCCGAUGAGCGCACGGGGACAAAGCGGACCAGCGGCGCGCGCGCCUCUCUUCAGGGAUGAACCGCGAAAAGGGUGCCACUGUCUAUAAUAAUAGAGUCUAACAAGAUUAUUAGGUGUCAUAUUGCAUUCCAAGAAAAUCAACAAAAAUGUCUCGCUCCGAUGAGAUCAACAAGAUGACUGAAAAUGUCUACAAGAGUAUCCUUGACCAGUUUAACCCCAGUCUGAAGAACUUUGUCACAAUGGGGAAGCAAUAUGAGAAGGCCCUCACAGGCGUGACAGUAGCGGCCAAGGGGUACUUUGAUGCCCUCGUCAAACUGGGAGAGCUGGCCAGUGACAGCCAGGGGUCUAAAGAACUGGGUGAUACUUUAUUUCAAAUGGCAGAGGUCCACAGGCAGAUUCAAGUCCAGCUGGAAGAUGUGUUGAAAUUGUUCCAUUCAGAGCUGUUGUCCCAGUUGGAGCAGAAACUGGAGUUGGACAUUAAGUACUUGACAGCCACUUUGAAGAAGUACCAGAAUGAGCGCAAGUUGAAAACAGACUCCAUCGAACGCUGCCAGUCACAGCUGAAGAAACUGCGCAGGAAGAGCCAGGGCAGCCGCCACCCCAGCAAGUACGGAGACAGAGAGAUGCAGUUUGUGGAACUGAUGAGCCGGCGUCAGGGGGAGCUGGACACGCUAGUGGCAGUGGGCUACCGAUCAGCCCUGACAGAGGAGAGGAGACGGUACUGCUUCCUGGUUGACCGGCAGUGUGCUGUCACCAAGCUUCUCAUCAACUACCAUUGCAAGGUGAGGGAGCUGUUAUCUCAGAAGCUAUCCGCAUGGCAGCAGUCCUGCUCCCAGCCAACGCGCCUUCCAGACAGAGCUCUCAACCUGCUGCGGCACACUGCUCCCCAGAGCUCCGGGGCUGCUGGGAUAGCAGAGCUCCUCCGAAAUGCAAAGCUGAGUGCUCCACAGUCUGUAGAGCAGAGACUCUCAGUACAGGAGGUCCCACCCCUGCUGAAUGGUGAUAACAGCAUUCGAGCACAGCGGGUCCUCCCACCCUCGCAGAGUGAAACCUCCACCCACAACUCUGGCCCCCAGACGUUCCUCAGCCUUCCUGCAAAGUCCGAUCACACACUACAACAAUCACCACUCAACAGCAAUAGUAACAGUAACAGCACUCAUUCUGCAAGUUCUAGCAACUCCCCAAAUGCAACGCUUCAUUCUGCAACAAAUACAUUAAGUCUCUCCCAUAACACAUCUGCCUCAAGUGCCUUACCUCUCAGUCACUGUUCCCCAGCUUCCCAUAGCUCCCUACCCAUAUCUUAUAAUGCUCCAAGGAGCCCUCCUCUUCCUCACAGUGCUCCCCUCUCUAGAGCACUCACCCCUGUUCCCCACCAGGAGAUCACCAUUAGUUCUUCACCAUCCCACAAUCCCUUAUUGCUGAAAACAUCUGAACUCUAUGCCACCUCAACCUUGCCUCUCCCACGAAGACCAGUCAGUGAGGCACGGAUAGGAUUUUCCGGAGGUACUCUGCCUAGAGUCCUUCCUUUGUCUCCCCCUACUCAGGUAGAGGCCCUCUUUCCCCAUUCUCCUGGAGGGGGUGAUGGAAGUGGAAGUGCAGCUGUGGGGGCUGCCUGUCUUCUACAGUUCCUCCCUGGGGACAUUCUUACUCUGCUUAUCUCAGAGCCCAGAGACGGGUGGCACUAUGGGCAGAAUGAGAGGACGGGACGGAAAGGCUGGUUUCCUUUCUCUUACACUCAGCCCUACCUGAACUCCCCAGAGCACCCAGAUAAUAGAUCUGCCCUCCUGUCUAAGGUGAACAGCACCAGCACAGGGCAGUUAGACAAGUUGGCAUCCCCCAGGGUGCAGCAGCCCAGUCCAGAGCCCAAGAAGGAAUGUUCCGAUGCUGUCCAGCGAGUCAGCACAUUCCGGCCGCGCCCCUACAGCAUGGUCAACCCUGAAACACCCCAGAUCUCUAUGGAACCCGCUUCUACUCCACCGUCACCAACAAGAACCAAUCCGUUUGCCCACAUCCGACUCCGGAAGACAGUGACAAACGACCGAUCCGCCCCUCUCAUCGAAUAGGACAAAUAGUGUGCCUGUCUGAACUACUUAAUCCAGUGGUGGUUCUUGUUUUUUCACACUUAAUUCCACAGGUUGGGUAUUUGAAUUUGAAAUGGUACUAAAUGGUGAUGGGGAAUGGUCUAGGACUAAAACUUUGAGGAAAAAAUAUAUUGGAAAUUGUGUUUCUGUUGAAAAGCAGUAUUUUGCUCAUUUUACUGAUGUAAAAUUAUUUUACAGAAAUGAAUCUCAUCAAAGUACUGAUUCUGGAGUCCUGGCCAUAUGAUGUACUUUUGCGUAAACACCUCACAAAUUUAAUACUGAAAGUACAGCAGUAAUAACUCGAAAAGUUUUUUCCAUUGUUUCUAGAAUAUCCAGAUAAUAUAAACAUAACAAAGUUUACAAAAAAACUACAAAUUAAACCGAAAUCAGGUGUUCACUUCAAUGACAGUGGCAUUAUGUUGUCUUUAAAAUAUGUUGAUAAAUCCUAAAAUUUGUUUCUUGUGGGUCAUUUUAGCUAUUAGAGAAUUUUAUUAGUAUUUUUAUUUUAACUAGUUUGUUGUAGUAGAACCUGUGCAUUAACUUACUAUGAGAGUCUGUAGGAGAAGUAUGAGACUUAGGUGCUACUAAGGGACUGGUCCCCAUUCAUUAAAUGUGACUAGGUGUGUGAGAGGACAGCGAAUCACAAGGACAAAUUCCAGCGUAAGAUGUACUGUCACUACACUGAAAUUUGGUGGGUAUUCAGAAGUCAGUUUUAUGUUACAGGGGCAAACAACUGUUAGCUGUUAGUCAAAUAAGUUGUGGGGUUCCUUUUGAAUAUUUUUGGAAGGAAGUGAUGAUUUUCCUUUGGGUGUGGACAAAGGCUUCCGUUGUACAAAAUGAAAACAUAAAAUUUAGGGGUGAAAAAGAUCUUUAUGGAAAAAGAUAUUUAUGGUCCACUUUUUGUGAGUUUGAAAUGUCACAGGAUGAAGAAAUACUUUUUAGCACAAUAGUUACCAUGUAGAAUGAGACACUUGGGUACAGUGUUACUGCAGUGCUCCCAUUUGCUGGUAUUGAUUACCUUCUAGACCUUAAAGUAAAACUUAGGUGAGUAUUGCUUAUUUGGUCACAAUUUCAGUUUAGGUAGAAAAAACGUUUUGUAAAUGAGUGGUACAGUAAUUAGGAAAACUGUAGGGGUAACAAUUUAAUUAUUGAUAUUUGAUUUCUCUGUGAAAGUGUAAAUGUACAAUAUUUGCCUGUAUAAAAUGGCAAGUGAAUAAUAUACAAUGAGACUGAAAAAUAAUUCCCUUCUUUAUUCAUUGACUACUUCAAUAAUUAUUAGUGAGCUUCAAAUUCAAGAGACUAAUACUGACACUGCUUCUUUAAUUUUAAAACAGUUUCCUGAAACAAGUGCUUUAGGAGACAUUUUUUAGGGAAAUUAACAUGUGAUAGAAGCAAGAAACUUGAAAGAAGCAAUUAACAAAGAAUGAUUAAUUACUUGUAUUAAUACUGCUAUUAAUUACUCCAUACAAAGGCGCAGAACCUGAAAUGUCAUGUUUGUAUUUUUCCCAUGUUUGGACACCAGAGAACUGAGAGGAAAAUUUGGAGGAUUUGGACAGUGUGGAUUUUUAUUGCUUUGUUUAGUGUGACAGAAAUGCCCCUAUUCUAAAUAGGUAACAAUAGUUGCAUAUUAGGGCUUGAAAAUGGUGAACGGAUCUCUGGUUUUGUCUCCUAGUGCCAAAAAAUAGUUUUUUAUUGUAAAUUUCAGACUCCUGAAGUGUUUAAAAUAGGUAGCUUGAGAUGAUUCUCGGCUGUAAGGGAAGUCAUGCUUCAGGGAAGAACUAGUCGCAGGACUACAGUGUGUCAUUUAGGUGGCACAGUGCUGAAAGAUGCAGAGAGUCGUGGGAAGUUUCAAUGUGCCUGAGGAAGUGUGAAGGGUGUGUGAGAUGAACAGAGUGGCUCUCUCAUAUCUGUGUGUCCCAAUCGUUGUCUUAAUCUAACCUGAAGUGUGUAUUUGGAUUAUGUAUAGUUAUAGUUGGGGACCCGGUGGCGUGGCGGGUGUGGGGUUCGAGCACUGCUUGGGGUCCCUUGCAUUGGACUGGCAUCCCCUCCUGGGUGUGUCCUUGCGUCCUGUGUUGCCGGGUAAGGCUCUGGCUUUCCGCGACCUCGCUCGGGACAAGCGGUUGUUGACAAUGGAUGGAUAGUUAUGUUUUCCUGGCUCCUAGUGAGGUGUACUGAUGUAUCUUAGUAUUAAAGGUAAACCUUUAGAUGACUGCAGUUUUGUAAUGUUUUGCCAUAUAUUAUCAACAGAAUGUAAUGAGCAAUACCUGAAACUGUGCCUCCAAUGUAUUUUCAGGCUUUCAGUUGAUUGUACAGUGUAACAUUAUCAGUAUUAUGUAAAACUGCUACAUGUUGUGUCUACCUCUGACAUCAAAACAUGACAUAGUGUCAACAUAGAUUUGUGGAAUGCCUAUUAAAUUUUUGGAAAGUUCAGGACAUUUCAAAAUAUUUUAUUCUUCGGUAAAUGUAAAUGCAAUUUAUUUUCAGAAGAAUGGUAGAUUUUGAGACAUUUCACAAACACUCGCAACUUUACUCCACAAAUACUCUGUUGCAACUGCUUUCUGUGGAUGACAGAAAAAAAACUGGCUUUGAAAAGAGGUUUACACAUUAUUGCUAUGUAAACCAACAUCAAUUUUAUUUCUAAUACCGUGUGAUGUAGCAAUAGAAGCAUGACUUGAACAGUAAGACAUAGUAUUUAUGAACGUGAACAUCCACAUAGUAUUUUAUGGGUUUACUUUUCUCCGGUGGAAACAGUACUCCGAGUAAAGCGGCUUUCUCAGGAGUAUUACAGUGUCAUAAGGAUAGGGGAGAGCAGAUACCUCCCCACUUUCUCCCCAUUCCUGCUGCUCCAUUAAUAACAAUAGAGGGCUGAUCUCAGGUUGGGCAACAUGAUGCCUUCAUUGCCUCUUACUGGAAUACCAGCUCAAGUACAACAGUCUUCAUGGAUCCAAUAAUAAAAAAAAGCCUACUGCCCUAUUGCAUCGUGCAGCAAGUACAGCCAAUAUUAAAUAUUUUAUAUGAAUAUUUUGGCUUUUCUCACCACCCUAAAAAAAAAUUCAAAGAAAAUGCGAUAUCCUUAUGAGGUUGCACUUGGGUUGGUAGUAAGACAUCUGACUGUGCACAGCUAGUGUUUGUUUCAAAUGCCUUUUUUAAAUGUGGCCUGAAAAAUGUGUUAACCACUAAACAACCUCUUGUAUCACUGUUGACAAAAAAUGUCAGCAUUAAGUUAUUUUGCAGCUAUGUUAGCAAAUACUCACCAAUUUCUAAAAUAUUCAAGAAAGUACCUCUAUUUGCCAUUGUUAUUAUGCAGCUUAACUGAUUCUUAAAAAUAAAUGUACUGUUAUACUUAAUACAGCACUGUACAUUUUAUAUGGCUGCCAAUUUGUCAAAUUCUUAGAUGAAAUUGUUUAAAAAAAUAAACUAAUAUGUUAAACAUUUGAAGGUCCAUACAGCUUUAAUUUUAUAUUAAAUAACUUUGAUGGUUUGGA